This is a messenger RNA of Anopheles funestus (African malaria mosquito), 2653 nucleotides long. RefSeq names its product IWS1-like protein. The coding region runs from base 212 to 2212 and encodes 666 amino acids. The record is from RefSeq and is a predicted model, not a curated record. Gene Ontology annotation, biological process: poly(A)+ mRNA export from nucleus. Lineage: Eukaryota; Metazoa; Arthropoda; Insecta; Diptera; Culicidae. Gene Ontology annotation, cellular component: nucleus. The transcript is spliced from 6 exons.
UUUGUCACACAAAUUUGACAUAACCAAACAAUAGCAAGACAGCUUCGGUUCGCAGUGAAAAUAAUUGUGCGGUGAACAUUUUCCUGGCAAAUUUUUGCUACAAACAGUUUUAUUCUACUUUCAUAGUUUACAUUUCUUUUCCUUCUCAGUUAUAUUCUGGCCGGAAAACGCUAGGAAAUCACCGCACAUCUGACGCGCCAAGCAUUUCACCAUGGAAGCCAACGGCGAGCCAGUCGCCGAAAAUUCGGCUGAAAAUACGCAACCAAACGAUGAUGCUACGCAGCAAGCCGAGACGAACGCUGCGAGCGUUGAUGCUGCCGCCGUAUCAAAACCAAACGAAACAGACAUUAGCGAAUCGGAGGGAAACAAACAAGUGGCAGAAACAACAGAAGAUACCAAGGAAGCCGCCGCCAGUGCUGAUAUCGACGUGAAAGCACAAUCGCCUGCUUUGAUGCGCAGCCGUAGCGGCUCGCGGAAUAGUCACACAUCGCAACAAGACCAUCAACGUGAUGGCCGGGAACGUAGCGGAUCGGAAAUGAGCGAAAACAAAUCACGAAAGAGCCGCAGCACAUCACGCCAGAGCCGUCAGGCGCGUUCCCGUAACCGUAGCACGUCAAGCGUUAGCCGAAGCCACAGCCGUUCCGGAAGUCGCAACUCAUCGCAUCGAAGUGGCAGUCGACGCGUCCGCACACCUUCGCGUUCGCGUUCUCGUUCCGGGUCUGGUUCUCGGUCUCGCUCCCGUUCCCGCUCCCGCUCCCGUUCGCAAUCACGUUCCCGUUCCCGUUCCGGUUCUGGUUCACGGUCCCGUUCACGAUCCGGAUCCGCUUCUCGUUCACGUUCCCGAUCUGGAUCGGGUUCGCGUUCCCGUUCCCGGUCACGGUCACGUUCCCGUGCCCGUUCACGUUCCGGGUCCGCAUCGAGCUCACGCUCGCGCUCUUCGAAAUCCAAAUCCGGAAGCCGAAGCGUUAGUCGUAGCGUGAGCCGUAGCGUUAGUCGCAGCCGAAGCCGCGAUAGCUCGCGCUCUGUAUCGCGCAGCAAGAGCCCGUCCAUGGCGACGGGCGGUGGGAAUCGCAGCGACGGUGAAGAUGCUGCCGGACCGAGUACUUCUGCCGGUGGGAAACACAUCAAGCAACCGAAGCGUAUAAUCGAUUCUGACGAUGAAGACAAUGAUGAGGAUGGUGGGGCGCGUGACGGUGAUAAGCUACAGGACGAUCCAGAUGAGGUUGGUUCGGUUGCGGAGGAUGCGGACCCUUCACACAAGGGUGGCAAACAGGCCAUCAUUGAUUCGGAUGAUGACGGUCUCAAAGACGAUGGUUCAGAAAGGGGCCAGUUUAUGUCCGACUUCGACAUUAUGAUGGCGCGCAAGAAGGAGGAAAAAUCACGGCGCCGCAAACGUAACGAUAUUGACUUGAUCAAUGAUAAUGAUGAUCUGAUUGCGCAGCUGCUACAGCAGAUGCGUCAGGCGGCAGACCAUGAUCGGCAAUUGAACAUGGAAAGCAAACCGGCCACGAAGAAAAUCGCAAUGCUGAAGUACGUUAUGUCGCAGCUUAUCAAGAAGGACUUGCAGCUGGCAUUCCUCGAGCACAAUGUGCUGAAUGUGCUGACCGACUGGAUUGCACCGCUGCCCAACAAAGCACUACCGUGCCUGCAAAUACGCGAAAGCAUCCUGAAGCUGCUGGCAGAUUUUCCUACCAUCGAUAAAUCCUACUUGAAGCAGUCUGGAAUUGGAAAGGCGGUUAUGUAUCUGUAUAAGCACCCGAACGAAACGAAGGCCAACCGCGAACGGGCCGGUCGACUGAUAAAUGACUGGUCGCGUCCAAUCUUUAACCUUAGCACGGACUUUAAGGCAAUGUCGCGCGAGGAACGUCAGCAGCGCGACCUGCUGCAAAUGCCACGCAAACGGAAACCAUCGCCGGAUUCCGCUUCCUCGACCAACAAGAACCAGAAGGGUUUGCCGUUCACCGAAGCGGAAAAAGGUGCUCUUCGACCGGGUGAUAAAGGGUGGGUACAGCGCGCUAGAGUUCCAAUGCCAUCCGACAAAGAAUACAUCGUACGACCAAAAUCGAAAAUCGACGUCGAAAUGAGCAGUAUUGCGAAGAAAAAGCUGAACCGCUACGAAAAACAUCUAAAGAAAUUCAUCGACCAAAAGAGACUGAACUCGACGCGCCGCGCGGUAGACAUUUCCAUCGAAGGGCGUAAAAUGGCACUCUAGGCUCUGUAGGGCUAUUUGAUUACCGUUGCAGCUCCGAUUUUUUUUUCUUCCUGUUUUUAUUGUUUUGCUUCGUAUACACAUUCGGUGUAUUGUUAUCAACACACGUUACAGGAAUUUAACUUACUUUUAUUUUUGAUAUCAACAAUUUAGCGCAUUAGCGAAAAAAAUACAGAUCUAUGUUCCUAAAACCCUUUUCUCUUGAUUAGCGGCGGAAAGCAAUGUUAACUUUUUAAAAAUACCUGUGCUUGAGGAAAUGAGGAAAUGUGUCGAACAGCCAAGGAUGUUAUUUCUUUUUUUUUCUAUAUCUAUUCAAUCUAUCUUUUUUUUUACAUAAAGUGCAACAAUACAUCAUAACCUUGUUUACAUUCAUUUUCAUUUGAAGCGACAAUAAAAAAAAACGUACAAAGCUGAUGUUUAAGAGAGCACAGGAAUGCAGCGCAA